Ananas comosus (pineapple) is the source of this 424-nucleotide messenger RNA. RefSeq names its product probable fatty acyl-CoA reductase 4. The record is from RefSeq and is a predicted model, not a curated record. The coding region runs from base 28 to 414 and encodes 128 amino acids. The transcript is spliced from 3 exons. Gene Ontology annotation, cellular component: intracellular membrane-bounded organelle. Lineage: Eukaryota; Viridiplantae; Streptophyta; Magnoliopsida; Poales; Bromeliaceae. Gene Ontology annotation, biological process: suberin biosynthetic process; long-chain fatty-acyl-CoA metabolic process. Gene Ontology annotation, molecular function: alcohol-forming very long-chain fatty acyl-CoA reductase (NADP+) activity.
UGCUCUAUUUUUGACAUUGAAGUGGAGAUGGCACUGGUACAAGAAAAACUAAAGGAGCUAACUGAAAAUAAAGCUUCAGAAGAUACUGUAAGGCUUUCAAUGAAAAAAUUAGGCCUGAGAAGGGCUCAAACAUUUGGGUGGUCUAACACUUACACAUUUACAAAAGCAAUGGGAGAGAUGCUUUUCUACAACUUAAGGCGGCACCUUCCCCUUGUUAUAUUGCGCCCAACCAUAGUUACAAGUACUUGCAAGGAACCAUUUCCUGGAUGGAUAGAGGGAGUAAGAACAACUGAUGCAUUUAUCACUGGCUAUGGCAUGGGACAUCUAAAAUAUAUACCAGCAGAUGUCACAACAAUCUUGGACUUGGUAUGCUAUCUUUGGAGCAUAUUAUAUUUCUUUGUUGCUCUGUUUUAGUUAGGUUAUA